Messenger RNA from Nothoprocta perdicaria, 3412 nucleotides. It is a transcript of the gene MAP3K13, whose product is annotated as mitogen-activated protein kinase kinase kinase 13. The coding region runs from base 347 to 3160 and encodes 937 amino acids. The transcript has 16 exons. Gene Ontology annotation, biological process: JNK cascade; protein autophosphorylation. Gene Ontology annotation, molecular function: ATP binding; JUN kinase kinase kinase activity. Lineage: Eukaryota; Metazoa; Chordata; Aves; Tinamiformes; Tinamidae. The record is from RefSeq and is a predicted model, not a curated record.
GCUUCUUCCGAAUGUCCAGGAUACCUGUUUAYAAGAAGAACAAGAGGUCUGACUCCAAGCACUGAUGGACCGUUACAUCUUCCCAAAAUGAGCCAAGCGACGCUUUCCUUCUGGAAGCUGCAGUGUCCUGAAGAGAGAAGUCGCCAGUGCCGGACCGGCCGAAACGUUACUCGUGGUGCAGCUUCGGGGAGCAGCUUCAUUUAUGUCACUUGAAGAGGAGGCCGAGUGAGCCACGAGGACAUGGGCGUUCAGCGCUGCUGGAAAAAUGAGCAGGUCCCGGGUCCCCGUGCGGCGUCUGAAUGGCAGUGUGCCCCUUCUCUGAGUACCAAACCAGCCCGUCCUCUUGAUGCACCCUCACAGCAUCAUGGCCAGCACUCAGGAGCGCCUGAGCUCGUCUUCCUCCCCCGGCUCGGCGGGCAGAGCUUCCUGUGAGGAGAAAGACUCGAGCCCGUUCCCCGAGGAGCAGGCGGAUGCUCGUGCCGCGGCCUCGCCGCCCGCCGAGCUCAUGGAGAGCGCCAGCAGCCCCGGCACGGCCGCCGUGCUCACCAGCAUGAGCGAGGACUCCCGGGAGCACUUUGAGAACAGCGUGCUGCAGCUGCGGGAGCACGAGGAGCCCGAGACGCCCCUUCCCCAGGGCCCCAGGGGCGACGGCGACGGCAACGGCGGCGCCGAGGACGUGAAGGUGCAGUUCAACCGGUCGGGCAGCGGCAGCGGCGGCUUCCUCGAGGGCCUCUUCGGCUGCCUGCGGCCCGUGUGGAACAUCAUCGGCAAGGCGUAUUCCACGGACUACAAACUGCAGCAGCAAGACACGUGGGAGGUGCCCUUUGAGGAGAUCUCGGAGCUGCAGUGGCUGGGCAGCGGCGCGCAGGGAGCUGUUUUCCUGGGCAAAUUCCGAGCCGAGGAGGUGGCCAUCAAGAAAGUGAGAGACCAGAACGAGACUGACAUCAAGCACUUGCGGAAGCUCAAACAUCCGAACAUCAUUGCCUUCAAGGGGGUUUGCACACAAGCCCCGUGCUACUGCAUCAUCAUGGAGUACUGCGCGCACGGGCAGCUCUACGAGGUGCUGCGCGCGGGGCGCAAGGUCACGCCGCGCCUGCUCGUCGACUGGUCCACGGGCAUCGCCAGCGGCAUGAACUACCUGCACCUCCACAAAAUCAUCCAUCGAGACCUCAAGUCGCCCAACGUUUUAGUUACACACACGGAUGCAGUAAAAAUCUCCGAUUUUGGUACUUCUAAAGAACUCAGUGAUAAAAGUACCAAGAUGUCGUUCGCGGGUACUGUGGCUUGGAUGGCCCCGGAGGUGAUACGCAAUGAGCCUGUCUCUGAGAAGGUGGAUAUCUGGUCAUUCGGGGUAGUUUUGUGGGAGCUGCUUACGGGAGAGAUUCCCUACAAAGACGUGGACUCCUCUGCCAUCAUCUGGGGUGUGGGCAGCAACAGCCUGCACCUUCCCGUCCCAUCCACCUGCCCRGAUGGCUUCAAAAUCCUCAUGAAGCAAACCUGGCAGAGCAAGCCCCGGAAUCGGCCCUCGUUCCGGCAGACACUGAUGCACCUGGAUAUUGCCUCUGCUGAUGUGCUGGCCACUCCUCAGGAAACCUACUUCAAAUCACAGGCUGAAUGGCGAGAAGAAGUGAAGAAACACUUUGAGAAAAUUAAAAGUGAAGGAACCUGCAUCCACCGGCUAGAUGAAGAAUUGAUUCGUCGUCGGAGAGAAGAGCUCAGGCACGCGUUGGAUAUCCGUGAACACUACGAGAGGAAGCUGGAGCGAGCCAAUAACCUGUACAUGGAGCUCAGUGCUAUAAUGCUGCAGCUGGAGGUCCGCGAGAAGGAGCUCAUCAAGAGGGAACAAGCAGUGGAGAAGAAGUAUCCUGGGACUUACAAACGCCAUCCAGUCAGACCAAUAAUCCACCCCAAUACAGUGGAGAAGCUGAUGAAGAGGAAAGGGGUCUCCCAUAAACCCGGCAGCCAGACUAAACGGCCGGAUCUGCUGAAGUCGGAGGGCAUCCCCAGCGCCGAGGCAGCAUCCACAGGCUCGCCCGUCUCAGGAAGUCCCAAAAUGUCAACGCCGGGCGGCAAGAGCCGCUACCGCAGCAAGCCCCGCCACCGCCGCGGGAACAGCAAGGGCAGCUCCAACGAUUUUGCAGGGAUCUUGAAAAACCAGCCAGGGCAAGACGACGUCCCCCCCGCUCCUCCUCAGAAUCCCUCUCAUCACCCCGGCGUGCAGCAGCCCCACGGUCAGGGCCAUCCGCCGGGCCCCCCRUCGCGGCUCCACGGCCAGGACAUCGCCAACUGCGCCAACAACCUGCGGUACUUCGGCCCCGCGGCCGCGCUGCGGAGCCCGCUCAGCAACCACGCGCAGCGGCGCGUGUCGGGCUCCAGCCCCGACCUCAUCUCGGCCGCCGUGGAGGCCGAUUGCCGGCGGAGCCUGGAGAGGCAGCACGGCGACGCGGAGCGCUGGGAGUGCUGUCAAGCGGAGCCCUAUGAUUCCUGCCUGCAGUGCAGGCAGGACGACGGCAGCCGGGUGGAGAUGCCGCUCGAAACGGGCAUCGAGCGCUCGCGGUCCCCGGCUUGUGUUUCCCUGUAUGAGAACGCGCAGUUUGUGGAGAAGAUGGAGGAGGAGGCGGCGGCCCUGGGGGCUCCCCAGCACUUGGCUUCUGCGGUGCUGCCUUGCAAAACGAGGGCCCUGCAGAAGAGCGGCGAUGACUCCUCGGAAGAAGAGGAGGGAGAAGUCGACAGUGAAGUGGAGUUUCCUCGUAGGCAAAGGCCUCACCGCUGCAUCAGCAGCUGCCAGUCGUACUCGACCUUCAGCUCGGAGAACUUCUCCGUGUCGGACGGAGAGGAGGGCAACACGAGCGACCAUUCCAACAGCCCGGACGAGGUGGCCGCCAAGCUGGAGGACGAGCUGGCCGAGAARCUGGAGGACAUGUUGUCCCAGACGCCCGAGAUCCCCAUCGAAAUCUCCACGCAGUCCGACGGGCUCUCCGACAAGGAGUGCGCCGUGCGCAGGGUCAAGACUCAGAUGUCUCUGGGCAAACUCUGUGCAGACGAGCACGGCUCUGAGAACCCGGCACAGUUUGGCGAAUCAGACUGUGACUCUUCCGAAGGGGAGUGCUCUGAUGCCACAGUCAGGACCAAUAAGCCCUGCAGCUCUGCUACUUGGUAAUACAGAUCUCCCCCAAAGCUUCCUGAUACUGGCAUUUUGAUUUCCCUGAGAUUCCACUUCAUUCCCCUUCACCACACUUGACAGGAAGAGAAGAUGCUUCUCCUUCCCACCCCAGGAGUGAUUUGCAAUAACCUGAAUCUCUGGAGAAAAUGUCCAAAUGAAAUUAAUUCUCUUUGAGCAUUUCAAUCAAGAAUGGCAGGGAUGUAUUUUAUUGAAUAAUCUAGUUACUGUAACAUGGAUAUUUAUUUUUUU